AUUGCAUGCUGAGGAGUAAGCUGGUUUUCCAUAACUGCUGUUGUUACUCUAUGUGUGUGUGUAUGUGUGUAUGUGUGUGUGUGUGCAGACCUGCUGGCGUUCCAGGCUAGGAGCUGCGGAGGCAUUCAAGGAGGGAGAUCACGUGAGGUGUUGCAGUCGCUACGAGGGAGAGACGGGGCUGGUUGUCCGGAUCGAGCACAUACCUCGCCAUUCCCUGUUCUCAGACCUCACCAUGCACGAGCUGAAAGUGAGGCCACAGGACCUGCAGUUGUGUCUGGAGACCAGCAGUGGUGUUUGAUGCCUCUGGCCCAGUACCAACUGGGAGACAUGGUCCAACUGGACCCACAGACGGUAGGUGUGAUAGUGAGGCUGGAGAAGGAAGCGUUCAAAGUCCUCACUCAACACGGGAAGGAGGUGAACGCCAAACCACACGCCCUGCAGCUCCGCAAGUCCAGAGGAGUUGCUUUAGACAGUCGCCAGAAUGAGAUUACGUCACGUGAUGUGGUCAAAGUUAUUCAGGGACCGCACAUUCACAAGCAGGGAGAGAUAAAGCACGUGUUCAGAGGAAACGUAUUCCUCAUAGUCAGAGAUCAGGUGGAGAACGGAGGGAUCGUGGUGGCCAAGGCCAAGCACGUGGAGCUGGCUGGAGGCACCAGCCAUGCCGCGUCUUCCAUCAGUACUGGGUUUAUGCCUCAGAGUCCACGGCUCUCCAGUCCAGCUCCUCACAGAGGACCAGGUACUGUAUCAAUAUCAUCUUCUGCUAUUACUACCGUACUUGUUGCAUCUUCUGCUACUACCUGUACUUGUUGCAUCUUCUGCCACUACUACCAUACUUGUUGCAUCUUCUGCCACUACUACCGUACUUGUUACAUCUUCUGCCACUACUACCGUACUUGUUGCAUCUUCUGCCACUACUACCGUACUUGUUGCAUCUUCUGCCACUACUACCGUACUUGUUGCAUCUUCUGCCACUACUACCAUACUUGUUGCAUCUUCUGCCACUACUACCAUACUUGUUGCAUCUUCUGCCACUACUACCAUACUUGUUGCAUCUUCUGCCACUACUACCGUACUUGUUGCAUCUUCUGCCACUACUACCAUACUUGUUGCAUCUUCUGCCACUACUACCAUACUUGUUGCAUCUUCUGCCACUACUACCAUACUUGUUGCAUCUUCUGCCACUACUACCAUACUUGUUGCAUCUUCUGCCACUACUACCUACUUGUUGCAUCUUCUGCCACUACUACCAUACUUGUUGCAUCUUCUGCCACUACUACCAUACUUGUUGCAUCUUCUGCCACUACUACCAUACUUGUUGCAUCUUCUGCCACUACUACCAUACUUGUUGCAUCUUCUGCCACUACUACCGUACUUGUUGCAUCUUCUGCCACUACUACCGUACUUGUUGCAUCUUCUGCCACUACUACCAAGUACGUACACAAUUCAAGACCAGGUGGUGGUGGAGGAGGAGGAGGAGGGAGGGGGAGAGGGAGGGGGAGGGGAAGAGGAGGGAGGGACACCUCCAUCAUCGGCAAUACUGUGAGGAUAGUGAUGGGACCUUACAAGGGGUACGUCGGUAUCGUCAAGGACGCGACAGAGUCCACGGCGCGCGUGGAGCUGCACACCAGCUGCAACACCAUCUCCGUUGACCGGUCUCGACUACAGAGUGUAACGGGUCAGGACAGGGGUGGAAUGACAUCGACCUGGGGCCGUACACCAGCGUUUGGUUCCCAGACUCCCAUGGUGGGCAGCAUGACUCCAUCCUACGGCAGUAUGACCCCCAUGCACGGAGGACCGGGGGGGAGGACACCGAUGUACGGCUCUCUUACACCCAUGCACGGAGAUGGUGGUCGUACCCCGAGCUAUGGCUACAUGACCCCGUCACAUGAUCCGUCACAGACUCCACUGCAUGGCAGCAGUGCAUGGGAUCCCAGUGUCGCCAACACACCUCACCGGUCAGGAAUACUUACUUCUCCACUUCUUGUACCAGAUGACUGGGGCUUUCCGUAUGGAGAGAGUGGCUCCACACCUUCACCUGCCAGCUACACUAACCCGGCAACACCGGGCGGAGCCAGCUACGACAACCCGGCCACGCCCAGCCCGGUGGGCAUGCCCGAGUCCCCGCAGGGAAGCACGUAUUCUUCCGGCCAGUACAACGCCAGGACUCCCAUGUACCACUCUGACUACAUGACCCCUUCACCUGCCAUCAGUCCCCUCACGCCUGGCAGUAUGGACUUCAGUCCCAGAACCCCUGGCUCGCCUAUGGAGGGAGGGACUGCAGGGCUGCUACCAACUGAUAUUGAAGUGCUCGUGAAAGACAAUUUUGAGAGUCCACAUGCGAAUAAGACAGGUGUGGUGAGGGCUAUUGCUGGGAAGAUGGCCAGCGUCUAUCUCUACGACACCGGUCACGAGGUCGACAUUCCCACACGAUAUCUGGAGCCAACUGCUCCCAAGAAACUGGACAAGGUGAAGGGCAUAACAGGCCCCAACAAAGGUCUAAUUGGAGCUCUAAUCAACAUCGACGAAGGGGACGGCAUCGUGAAAUUGGAUGCUGACUCAGCACUCAAGAUCAUCGCUCUAGAUAACCUGGCCAAGUACGUUCCCAAGCAACAGUGAUAAGAGACAAUUGACGCUUGACAGCAAAAUAUCACCCCCUUAUUUGUUUUUCUUAUUUGGAAUAAACUGAUUCUGAUUUUGGUCAUGUUUUUGGUGCAUCCCACGUUGCCUUC
Geodia barretti is the source of this 2729-nucleotide messenger RNA. Lineage: Eukaryota; Metazoa; Porifera; Demospongiae; Tetractinellida; Geodiidae. The record is from the annotation of a GenBank genome assembly.